This is a messenger RNA of Debaryomyces fabryi, 2070 nucleotides long. Its product is annotated as serine-type carboxypeptidase. Bases 1 to 2070 code for a protein of 689 amino acids. NCBI's taxonomy places the organism in Eukaryota, Fungi, Ascomycota, Pichiomycetes, Serinales, Debaryomycetaceae. Gene Ontology annotation, cellular component: trans-Golgi network. The record is from RefSeq and is a predicted model, not a curated record. The transcript has a single exon. Gene Ontology annotation, biological process: proteolysis; apoptotic process. Gene Ontology annotation, molecular function: serine-type carboxypeptidase activity.
AUGGUAAUCAAAUAUUUAUUGUUGAUUCUUAUCCAAAGUUUGGUGACAUUUGCACUUCCGUUCACAUCUAGGAAUGAUCCUAAGGCGGAAUACUUGGUAACCUACUUGCCGGGAUUGUACCUGAAUGUUCGUAAGGAACAGAGGCCUUUGAUGUUUUCGGGUCAACUUGAGUUGUAUCCCGAGAAUAAAACACAUUACUUUUUUUGGAAGUAUCAGGAUACAAAAAAAAUACCUGAAGCGGAAAAGAGGACUAUAUUCUGGCUUAAUGGGGGACCAGGGUGCUCUUCUAUGGAUGGAGCUUUAAUGGAAGCGGGUCCGUUUAGAAUCAAUAAAGAAAAGGAGGUUAUAUACAACGAAGGUUCGUGGCACAAAUCUGGAGAUAUAGUGUUUGUCGAUCAACCUGCUGGAACCGGGUUCAGUUAUUCAGACGAAUACGAUCAUGAUUUAGACCAGAUAACUGUAGAGUUUUUGAAGUUUAUGGAAAAGUAUUAUGAAUUAUUCCCAGAAGAUGCAUCGAAUGAAAUUUAUUUUGCAGGUGAGAGUUAUGCUGGUCAAUACAUCCCAUAUAUCGCCGAUGGAAUAUUGCGUCGUAAUAAGAAUUUACCCGAAGGUCAAAAACCAUAUAAUCUCAAGGGAUUAUUGAUCGGGAAUGGAUGGAUUGCGCCAAAUGAGCAGAGUUUGUCUUAUUUACCUUACUCAGUUCAGGCUGGUAUUAUUAAAACAGACAAUGCAAGAUGGAGCCUGAUUUUGAGUCAGCAUCAGAAAUGUCAAGAAAUAGUCAGUAAUAGUGACGGCCCUGAUGGCUCAAACGAGUCAGAAGUUGUUUCUAAUACUUGUGAAAGGGUGUUGAACUUAAUUUUGGACGCUACAAGAGAUCGACUGGCCGCAUAUGACCAACAGUGCAUCAACAUGUAUGAUUAUACCUUAAAGGAUUCCUAUCCUUCUUGUGGUAUGAACUGGCCCCCUGAUUUAGCAAACAUUACACCAUUUUUACGCGAACAGAGCGUUAUGAAUGAUUUGAAUUUGAUUAAUCAUAAAGAAUGGAGCGAAUGCUCAGGUAAGGUUGGCCGAAAUUUCAAAGCAAAAAAUUCAAAGCCUUCUAUCCAUUUAUUUCCUUCGAUUUUAGAAGAAAUACCAGUUGUGUUGUUCAACGGAAACAGAGAUAUAAUUUGUAAUUAUAUUGGUACGGAAGGGUUUAUUAAAAAGUUAACGUGGAAUGGUCAAACUGGAUUUUCGGAAGACCUUGAUGCAAUGGACUGGAUUUAUGACGAGAAGAAAGCUGGCUAUAUUAAAACCGAAAGAAAUUUAACAUUUGUUAAUAUAUUCGAUGCGUCACACAUGGUGCCAUUUGACAAGCCAGAAAUUUCACGGAGUUUGAUCGAUUUGAUUACUGGCAAUUUUGAUGAAAAAGAAGUCGACAACAAGAGUGAUAAGCAGAAGAAGUCAAUAGUUACAUAUCCAUUAGGUGUCCGUAUGGCUAAUCAGAAAGAGGAUUCCAAACCAAAGACAACUCUGACUUCCUCUAAACAAACAAAAACAUCUAGUACAUUAGCAGUAUCUGGAAAAUUUACCGCCACAAGUACCACUUCAGCGACCAGUACCACUCCAGAUCAACACUCGGCAUCACCCAGCGCUGAAGCAGAAGUAGCAGACACUCAAAAAACAUCCAGUCGCAUUACUCGAAUUAUCCAGCUUUUAGUUAUAGUUGUUCUUAUCUGGGGUGUUUAUAUACUUUAUUCAUCUUAUAGAUCGCGCCCUUCGUCGAUAAUUAAGACAGGUCCGUCGGGUAAAAAGAAGAACGUCCAAUGGGCCGAUCAGUUAAGGCAAUUCGAAGAAGAGGAAAUUGAACAGAAUGAGCGAGGAAUUUUAUCUCGAGCUUUUAAUAAGUUGAAAGGUGGUGAUAACCGUGGUGCAUAUGCUCCAACAUCCGGCAAAGUUUAUGAAGAUAUUGAGAUGAGUGGAGGAGUUAAUGAGCAUACGGAUAACGGAGUUGAAAAUUUUAUAAUUGAAAGCGACGAAGAAGAAACAAAUGAAGAGAAUCAGAACAGUAAGCAACUGGCUUCUACAUAG